This is a messenger RNA of Lagopus muta (rock ptarmigan), 8528 nucleotides long. RefSeq names its product TSC complex subunit 1 (gene TSC1). The transcript has 23 exons. Lineage: Eukaryota; Metazoa; Chordata; Aves; Galliformes; Phasianidae. The record is from RefSeq and is a predicted model, not a curated record. Bases 2511 to 5987 code for a protein of 1158 amino acids. Gene Ontology annotation, biological process: negative regulation of cell population proliferation; regulation of cell cycle; negative regulation of TOR signaling. Gene Ontology annotation, cellular component: TSC1-TSC2 complex.
UUCCCCCUAAUGAGCCGUUUACAAGGCAGUCAGUGGGAGAAAGACAUGCCUCAGAGCAGUGCGUGAUUCAAACCCCUCAGAAAUGGCCCGGCGUGGGGAUCGGGCCGCGUCUGUAGAGCUGUUUCUAGAAGUGCAGGAGCUUUUUGUUCUUCGGUCCCAUCCCGACCUUUCCUCUGCAGCGAGUUGUUAGAAACCAUCGCUUGGAGCAGUGCUGAAGUGAUGCCAUCAGGUGGGGAAGGUCCUCAGUGCUCUGUGUGAGCCACAGGGAGCUGGCAACUGAAGGACUGGAACUGCUGAGCAUGCAGCAGUUAUUGCGAGCACUGGGAGUGCAGCUUUCUGAAGUUUGCUAAGCAGCAGCAAGGUGCCAGAUCUGCUUAUCAGAAUGAGCUACAUUUGAGCUUGAAAUCAAGGAUUUUAUGUCCUUUACUCAAACGGCAACAAAAACAUCUCUUCUUGUUCUGUUUUUCAGUUAACAGCCUCAUCAGCCUUUGGCUAAGUUGUGUUUUUGUGGAGUGACGUGGAUUACUCAGAUGAAAAUGUAGUCAGAGCGUCUAAUGUGUCAUGAGAUAAGCUUUAAUUAAAUGCCUUUAUCUUUGUUUUUCAAUCUCAGCUACCUGACUCUGUUACUUGAGAAGUUACUUUAGGUGACUAACAGAAAACAGUGCUACUGAAGGGUUCUCACAUGAGAUGUGCUGUGCUAUGGCAGAUGUUCUGAUCAAACCAGUGAAUGUUGUCUUGGCUCCACGUAGAGCUGAGCUGCUGACCUGUAGUGAUCCCUGAUAUUCUGUUGGCUGUCAGACACCUUCUUGUUGGGUCUGAAAUGACCUGGUGGUGUGGUUACCACAGGCCACGGUUCUGUAAGAGCCAAAUAACAUGCAGCACAUAUACACACACGUGUGUGUGUCUCUGGAAAAGGUAUUUUCCACGAUAAGCAAGUCAAAUAAAUGGUCAGUGAACUUUUUAGUGGCAGAAGUGAGGAAGAGAUACCAGAUUUUAUGGCACGUUGUAGCCAGAUGAGUGUCUUUUUUGGAGAGACUGUUAGAGCUUGGUCUGAUGUGCAGCUGCAGUGUUUUCACAUAAUUUAAAAAAACGUGAUGAAGACAAGUAAUAAUACUGAGUGAUCAUAAACACCUCUUUGGGUAUCACAUUAAGACACAGAGCAGAAUUUUGGAAUCAGUGUAUCCCCAUUUCACUUUCCUGGGUAUCGUUCAUUGUUUUUAACUGAGAAGUUUAGCAUCAUUUGGUAAUGGCUCUGUGCAGUGCCUGCUUUGAUUUUGGGGUGAUUAGGAUGACAGCACAGCAGCUGGUUUGCAGUGGUUUCAAGGCCUAUUGGAUUGCACUGUAACCCCUGGGAUAUGCUUAAGGGGUUCUCCUAAGGGCAGACAAACCUGCAGCAGUGGUUCAGGAGUCUCACUUGUGUUGCUGUGAGAACUAGAGCUCUCUGUGCGUAGUUCUAGAAGGAUUCUGUAUCUAAACUUAUUUUCCUCAUGUGCUGUUGAUUAAAUUGGCAUAGAGAAGCAGUGCUUGUUUAUAUUUGUUUGUUGUUAGUAGAUAUGGUUAUAUGUAAGGAGCUGAAAUCACUCCUUGUCGGGUUGGUAACUGGCUUGUUAGCAUGGCUGCUGCCAAAGGGUUAUGUGUCAUCUCUGCCAUGUUUGGGCUUUUUUUUUCAGCAUGAAUUGAUUUUAAACAAUUUUCUCUCUGUCAGAAGUUUGAUGGGUAGCAAUUAGUGUAGUAUAUUGGCACAGCACAGUUUCAAAAGAAUCUUUAAAGAUGCUGAAUGUGAUUCUCUCUUUAUGUGGAGGUGCUGGUCUUCGUGGGUCUCUAUGCUUCGUUUAAGCACCUGUAACAAAGUACGUGAAUGUAAUAUUGAAUUACACCUUAUAAAAUAAUUACUGAGUUUAAGAGUGGGUUCUCAUGUUAGAUCUUAAAAUAACCAGAAAAAAUGUAGACUAUUAGGAGAAGCCAGAUGCCUGCAUUCUUAUAAGUGAAUAUUUACUGUAUUGCCUGUUGUAAUGAUCCAUUCAAACUCAUGUUCAAAGUGUUCAGGGUUAAUAUUUUCAUGGGGCAAAAAAGGACACUAUGAGCUGCUUACUGCCCUGUUGCCACCACUGCUUUUUAUUCCUACUCUGUUUUCAUUCUUUUUUUGCUUGUGAAGAAAUUCUAAAAUCAGAUAUUUCUAGGAAACCAAAGCCAGGAUUGUGGUGUUUCACGUUGGAGUGAGGCGUAUCCUGUUUGACCAUAGAACAUCUGAAAGCUUGGAACGUAAGGGGCUCCGUUCUUAUCAGUCUGAGCUUUUCUUCAGAAAUAACAACCCCUGUGCAAUACUUCUGUCCUCAUUCGUGGCCUGCUUUGCCUGCAGUGAGAAUCAGACAGAAGAAUUGAUCAUGAAAGCUGUGUGGUUGACAGCAUUGCAGACAGAAGCUCAAGGCAUCCACAGAACAGUCUGGUAGAGGCACAAAUGAGGAACUCCUUGACAUUUUAACCUCCACAUUCAUGUUAGUACAUGCAUCAUGGCUCAGCAAGGGAAUGUUGGUGAGCUCCUCUCAAUGCUGGAUUCUCCAAUUCUGGGUGUUCUGGAAGACAUAACAGCUGCAUUCAAAGAUAAUCUCAUCUGUGACCGUGGACCUAUGCUUGUGAACAGCCUGGUGGACUAUUACUUGGAAACCAAUUCUCAGCAAGCACUGCAUAUACUGUCCACAUUGCAGGAGCCUCACGACAAGCACCUUCUGGACAAAAUUAAUGAAUAUAUGGGCAAAGCUGCUACUCGUUUACCCACUCUCUCGCUGCUGGGACAUGUGAUAAGAAGACAACCAUCGUGGAAACAUAAGCUUUCUCAAGCACCUCUCCUGCUCUCAUUGCUUAAAUGUCUCAAGACUGACACAGAUGUAGUAGUACUCACCACAGGUGUCCUAGUGCUAAUAACCAUGUUGCCAAUGAUUCCUCAGUCUGGCAAACAGUACCUCCAUGAUUUCUUUGGUAUCUUUGGGCGUCUCUCAGCCUGGUGCUUGCAGAAUCCAGGUCACGUGGCAGAGAUUUAUCUUGUCCAUCUUCAUGCCAGUGUUUAUGCUCUCUUUCAUCGGCUUUAUGGAAUGUAUCCUUGCAAUUUUGUCUCCUUUCUGCGUUCUCACUACAGUAUGAAGGAAAACUUGGGGACCUUUGAAGAGGUAGUCAAGCCAAUGAUGGAACAUGUGCGAAUUCAUCCAGAAUUAGUGACUGGAUCUAAGGACCAUGAACUGGACCCACGAAGGUGGAAAAGACUAGAAACUCAUGAUGUUGUGAUAGAAUGUGCCAAAAUCUCCCUGGACCCUGCAGAAGCCUCAUAUGAAGAUGGCUAUUACUCUGCGUCUCGGAAAUCCUGUACAAACUUAAAACAUCAUCAAACUGACCCCAGUGCCAGCCAUUACAUUGACACACAGAGCAGCUAUGGGACAUCUACCCCAUAUUCCACUCCUCGACUAACACUAUCACAACUGCCAGGGCAGCUACCUCAGAUUCUGAGCCCGCAGUCAAUAAAGCUGUCAACUGAGCCACAGCAGGUUACCAUCUGGAGUCCUUCUGCAGUUUGUGGUAUGACCACUCCACCAACCUCCCCUGGAAUUGUCCCAUCAGAGUCAUCCCAGUCAGCAUCGCAACCUUACAGCAAAGCUUUUGGCACAUCUGCAGUGGGGAAGGGAACACCUUUGGGGACACCAGCCACAUCUCCUCCACCCUGCACUUCAGAUGACUUUGUGCAUGUCUCACUUCCUUCAGCUGCUGCCACACCUCCUAAAAAGGAGGACAAACCAGAUUCUGGGAGGCCUUCACUGUACCGACAGCAAAAUGUCAUAAGCAGCGAUAAAUCAUUGGACACAUCUGGUAGUAAAAGUUCAGUAACCUUAAGUGAUCUUCCAGAGUUUUUAGGCGGUUUGUCUUUUGAAGAUAGUGCUGAAAAGGACAGAGAAGAAGAUGCAAUAUCUAAAGAGAUCUCUGAGAUCACAACCGAUGCUGAACACAUGGUGCCUAGAGGAGGUUUUGACUCUCCAUUUUACCACACAAAUGAAAAUCUGUCGGGUUCUCAGAAGAAGACCCACUCAGUAGUCUCUAGUGUUCAGGGACACAGUCUGACCUCUGAGCCUUUAAUAUCUUCUCUGGACAAGCCUGGGCCUGAGAGUGUGCUGGAGACACCCAAACAAACAUUUACUCCCAUAGACAAACCCUGCAGAGGCUCUGGUGAAAGCCCUGCUGGUAACAGGGAAGGAACCUCUGGGGAGACGAGUAUUCUCACUCCCAGCCCUUGCAAAGCAUCAGCACAAGGAAGAGCAGUGUUUGGGAGUGGACAGCCUCCCCUGUAUGAGCACCUUUUUGAGGUUGCGUUACCAAAGACUGCCUACCUCUUUGUUGGCAAGAAGACUGAGGAGCUGCUAAAGAAAGCCAAGGGAACCCAGGAUAAAGACUGGAUGUCCUCUACUUCUCCCGUGGAAGUACUGGAUAGGCUGAUACAGCAAGGGGCAGAUGCACACACUAAGGAACUGAACAAAUUGUCUCUGCCAAGCAAAUCUGCUGACUGGACUCACUUUGGAGGUUCUCCCCCUUCAGAUGAGAUUCACACCCUGCGUAACCAAUUGCUGUUGCUGCACAACCAGCUGCUGUACGAACGCUUCAAAAGACAACAGCACGCCCUCCGGAACCGGCGCCUCUUGAGAAAAGUGAUUAAAGCCACAGCACUGGAGGAGCACAACGCUGCCAUGAAAGAUCAGCUGAAAUUACAGGAAAGAGAAAUCCAGGCCUUGAAACUGAGUCUGCAGAAAGAACAGGCCAGGUACCACCAGUUUCAGGAGGAGCAUGAAAGUAUAGUGGCUCAGCUUCACAGCCAGAUCAGACAGCUGCAACAUGACCGUGAGGAAUUCUACAACCAGAGCCAGGAAUUGCAGACCAAGCUGGAAGACUGCAGGACCAUGAUUGCAGAUCUGAGGUUAGAAUUGAAAAAGGCUAACAACAAAGUCUGUCACACAGAACUGCUGCUUAGCCAAGUUUCUCAAAAGCUUUCCAACAGUGAAUCAGUGCAACAGCAGAUGGAGUUCUUGAACAGACAACUUCUGGUUCUUGGAGAGGUCAAUGAGUUGUACCUGGAGCAGCUGCAGCACAAGCACACAGACACUACAAAGGAGGUUGAAAUGUUGCAUGCUGCUUUUCGAAAGGAACUGGAGAAAGCAAAAUUGUGUGUUCAGCAGCAAAGCCAAAGGCUCGAUGCUUCCCAGAAACGGAUAGCUGAACUGGAAUCUCAGCUUUCUAAAAAGGACCACCUGUUCUUGGAGCAAAAGAAAUACCUGGAGGAUGUCAAAAUCAAAGCAAGAGGUCAGUUGCAAGCAGUAGAAAGUAGAUACAGGGCCCAGAAAAGAAUCACCCAGGCGUUUGAGCUGGAGAUCUUGAACCUGUUUGGCCGACUGGAGAACAGCCCACUGAAAAAACUUGAAGAUGAAAAAACAGAAGCAGCUGAAGCAGCAGAAGAAAGGCUGGAUUGUGGUAACGAAGGUUGUGCAGAUACUGUGGCAGGAUACAGUGAAGAAACCAUUGAUAGAAAUGGAGAAACCAAACCUCCCAGCACUCGAGGUAGCAGUAGCAGUAAAGGUGGUAGCAACAGUGAGCUCUCCACCCCAGAAAAAAAACAGAACCAGAGAUUCAGCAGUCGCUGGGAGACCUCCAUGUUGCGGGAGCCCUCCACUACCGUCCCACUGACUGUAGGUUCACUCCCCAGCUCCAAGAGCUUCCUUGGCAUGAAGUCACGAGAGUUGUUUCGCAACAAGAGUGAGAGCCAGUGUGAUGAGCACGGUGUAACCAUCAACAGCCUUUCUGAUACUCUAAAGACUGAACUAUGUAAAGAUCCAAGCAUGGAGACGAAGGCUCCUCCAAGCCCCGAUAACCUUAGCCUCUCACCUAAGAUCCAGGAAAGCAGUGUUGGACAGCUUCAUAUCAUGGACUACAACGAAACUCAUCAUGACCACAGUUAAAAAGGAAGAUAGUCAAUCAGUGUUAUUUUCAUGUUCUUGGCAUAGAACAGGAGGCGUGAAUGCAAGUUUAACUAAAAGCUUUUAUGUUUCUUUGGUCUGAGCAGCUAGCUCAUGCAGUGGAAUAGGAUUGAUGUCCAGUAACACAAGAAGGCUGCUGAAUGAAUGCAAGGUGGAUUUUUGGGUCUGCAGUUGAAAUGCCCAGCCUAACUCUUGCUUCUUUCUCAAAUUCAGUCCUUAGCAGCGUGUACUAAUUUGAAGGGACAACUGUUAGCAUUUACAGAUAUUUUUUUUCCCUUUCUCCCUGUGCGCAGUGAGUGGCUGCGUUUAUGAACUUGAGUGCAAUAUGAGGCCAAACUAACGUGUGUGAGUCUACUAUGAAUGCUUUGUAUUUCCUUGCAAGCUUCCAAUUUAGAGCAGUUAAUUGUGCUGCCUGUUUGGGUGAUUCUGAUUGUUUUCAUCACGGAAAGGAGCAACGCUAGAAUUUCUGGUGUGUUCAUCUAAGGGUCUCUAUUUUGCCUGUCUGCUGCCCCACCUUUCUCAGAGCCCGAUCUUUAAGUUGGACUCCAAUUGAGUACUUAAAUGUUUAAGGAACGGUGUACCUCUGCAAAAUGAUUCGUUCAUCCUAAUUCAUAAUCACUGUUUAUAUUGUCCUUAACAUUUCUUGGAAAGUUUCAUUUGAACAGAUGCUUAACAAGGAACUGGAGCUUGUAAUGCAGAGACGAUAUGUGAAGACUUGUUAAAACACUAGCUUCUGAUUGCAUUGGAAUUGUGUUUGUUUGACAGACUGGUACUGACCUCAGACUGGUUCAUAGGGGAAAGCAAUUAGGUGGGAGAAGAGGGAGAAGGAAGCCUUAGUCACAUAAGGAGAGCAUGCAGAACAUGUAUGUAGAAUGAAGAUUUGCAGCUCACAAAGAGCGUUUCUUUCUGUAAUCAGGGAAGUAUUUGUCCUGCCUGGACUCCUUCACGGUUUUUGUUCCUGAUCUGAGCAAGACCACUGUGUUCUGACGUCAAGAAAUUGGCUUCUACCUGGGAGUUUGUUUUGGGGCUUGACUUGCAGAAAACAGUUUCCUUUGAGUGCUGCUCUGUACCACCUGCAGCACGCUUUUCAGCUCAGCGAUGUCAGUUUGGCACUAGAUGUAUCCCCUUCAUCCCCAUUUCCUUAGAAGAUGAGGCUGAAGAAGCAGCUUGCUCGAUCAAACUGAGAAUCUGAUGGUGAAAGCCUUUCUGUGUUAAUCAUGUUUAAGCCUUCAAUGAAAGAGGAUUGCAGGGUCAGGGCUUGUCAGUGGUCUGACUCAGUCUCCUUUGUGACAGAGCAGAGCCUGUGGUUUAGGAAGGCAGUGUGCUUGUUUCAAGCCGUAGGUGUGUCUGAGUCCAAGCGUAUGUGGCCAUACUGGGCUUCACAGGUACCUGCACGGCACGUGGCCUCUUCUCAGACCUUCUGUGGGUGGCAGCUGCUGGUCGAGAAUCGUCUCAAGUAUUAAAUCAAGGCCACAUUAAAUCAGUUCCCAUCCUAACAUGAGGAGGAGUCUGCUGGAGGAGCUGGCGGUCUGAUGACUUGUGCCUGGCACUGCUUCUCCUGCUGCUUUGUCUGUAACACCUCGGGUUGAAAUGCAUUUCUGCCUGUCUGCGUUACUCUGUGUCCUUUUGGUCAGUCCUAACUCUGAAAGUAAGGUGAACUUAAGUGGUUUUGUCAAAGCUUGAAUCUGCAUGGAAUAGAAAAUAGAGAGUUGGUUGUAAGUGACAGACUGGUUUUGUCGACAUGUCUAUAGGCUUUCUAAGACUUAGUGGUAGCUAACGUGGUAGCGUAUGUUUUGGUAAGGUUUGGAGGUUUCCUGCCUCUCAUCCCACCUGGUCCCAGCAUGGGGAGUGGAGCAGUUUGCACGUUGCCCUGCAGGCAGCUCGGCUGGUGGAGCUGGAGGUGUUGCAUGGCUUCCUUGGAGCACCCUGCUGUGCUGAGCCCCAGAGCAGCACCCUGCUGGCGUGGCGACCUCCAUCGUCCAGAGGAGAGGCAGCUUUUGUUGUCGGUGACAAACGUGCCCUGGUGGUAAUGCAAGCUCAUUGAGGUGGCUUUUUUCUUCUUUUAAAAAGGACUUUAGCACCAGGAUAGUGAUAGAAACCACUUUCGGUUUGUUUAUGGACCACAAUGAUUACGGAGGAACAAAUUUUGCAGUUUAUUUUUUUUUUUUGUAAAAGUCAAAAAAUCAUGGAUCUGCUGUAUGUAGUUAACCUGCAGUUUGUUUGAAGGGGUCCCAUCAGUGAAGUGGAAACAGAUACAUUUUUUUUUCUAACUGACUGCUUUUAGUUAAAUCUAAAAUUGCUGUCUUUGUCAAGUUAAUCUGUUCCCUGCCUCGCUCUUUGUAAGCAUGUUAAACAAUCCACAUUAAAUGCCAUAAAUAUGAAACAUGAGGAAAUGGUACAAUCCUAAGCUAAAGAGAACUUAAACCAAAAGGAGGUUUUGCUGUCCUUAUUAGAAUGUUCUAAAAUGUCAAGGCAGUUGCUUGUGUUUAACUGUGAACAAAUAAAAUGUAUUGUUUUGCACUA